GCUAUAAUGUGGGCUGCUCUCUCCACGCUCCUCGCCCUUGGCGCCGGCUCCUCGUCUGGACCAAAGGUGACGCACAAAGUGUACUUUGACAUCACAAUCGGUGGUGAGCCGGCUGGGCGGAUCGUGAUGGGCCUGUACGGCAAGACGGUGCCCAAGACUGUCGAGAACUUCCGCGCCCUCGCGACCGGCGAGAAGGGGAUGGGCAAGAGCGGCAAGCCGCUCGCCUUCAAGGGGUCCAAGUUCCACCGCGUGAUCCCCAACUUCAUGCUGCAGGGCGGCGACUUCACGCGUGGCGACGGCACCGGCGGCGAGUCGAUUUACGGCGAGAAGUUUGCCGACGAGAACUUCAAGCUGAAGCACACCGGCCCGGGCAUCCUCUCGAUGGCCAACGCCGGCCCGGGCACCAACGGCUCCCAGUUCUUCAUCUGCACCGUCAAGACGGCGUGGCUGGACGGCAAGCACGUCGUCUUUGGCAAGGUGCUCGAGGGUAUGGACAUCGUCAAGAAGGUCGAGGGGGUCGGCUCGCCCUCGGGCAAGACGUCCAAGGAGGUUCUCAUCGCCGACUCUGGCGAGCUCGAGGUGACCGCCGACGCGCCAGCCGAGGAGCUCUAGCCUCUGGUGGUGGCGCGCACCGCCAGCGUCACACUGUGCCUCUGUGCGACGCGGGACAACUCACAGCGCCACGUCACGUCGUGGCGCACACACCGCUUGUGUUCCUACAUCUCUCAAGUCUUAUCGAACGAA
Emiliania huxleyi CCMP1516 is the source of this 744-nucleotide messenger RNA. RefSeq names its product peptidyl-prolyl isomerase. Gene Ontology annotation, molecular function: peptidyl-prolyl cis-trans isomerase activity. NCBI's taxonomy places the organism in Eukaryota, Haptophyta, Isochrysidales, Noelaerhabdaceae. Bases 7 to 612 code for a protein of 201 amino acids. Gene Ontology annotation, cellular component: intracellular membrane-bounded organelle. Gene Ontology annotation, biological process: protein folding; protein peptidyl-prolyl isomerization. The transcript is spliced from 4 exons. The record is from RefSeq and is a predicted model, not a curated record.